CUUAAUAAAAACAAAAACAACAAAUCAAGAUUUUAACUUUUUCCUUUACCGGAGAAAAAUUUUGUAAAAAAAAACUUAAAAUCUUAUUUAAUUUAAGCAUUCCAUAAACAUGGGACUUUUAUCGGAUCCCUCCUUGACACCACGCCAUAAGUUUGGCAAAAUACUCACCAAAUAUCAUUCCAAAUUGGGCUGGCUUCUAUAUUUGUUGAGUAUUGUAUGGUUUGGCUGUCUGGGUCAUAAGGACUUUAAUCAUGGUACUUAUCUGUCGGAAAAUGCUUUAUCACCUGGUUUGGUCUAUCCCGAAAUUAAACAAGACUCCAGUCGUUGGGCUCAACAAUUGGUGGACGAAUUAAAGGCUGAACGUGAGACCCACAAGUCUACCACACCACAUGCUUGGAUCUCAGCUAAAAUGAAGCAAAUUGGUUUAGAAACUUAUGUUCACAACUACACUCUGCGUUAUCCCUUCGGAGGAGGCAAAGAGUUUCAUGGCAAAAAUGUUUAUGGUAUUUUGAGAGCCCCACGCACCAGCUCCACAGAGGGUUUAGUAUUUUCUGCACCCUACAGACCGCCUUCAUCAUAUCACACUGAUAUUGUGGCUAGUGUACCAAUUUUAUUGGCAUUUGCAGAUUUUGCAAGAAAGAAAAAUUACUGGGCUAAGGAUAUUAUUUUCCUAGUAACUGAACAGGAACAAUUGGGCAUGCAUGCCUUUUUAGAAGCCUAUUUUAAUACUGAAAUGGAUGAGAAUACAAAACAGAAUACUUUUCUGAACUAUGGAAACUUGCCGGCACGAGCCGGUUCACUGCAGGCCGCUUUGAAUAUAGAAGUACAGGAUUUGGAUAUAGAUUACAUUGAUGUCAAGAUUGAAGGCUUAAAUGGUCAAUUGCCCAAUUUGGACAUGUUCAAUUUAGUACAACGCAUUACCGCCCGUGAAGGCAUAAUUUCCGGCUAUAAACAAACACCCAUAAAGAAACGACGUUCCUCGCAAUACACCUCGGUUGGGAGUAAUAUAAAAAACUUGCUCAGCAUGCUGUUGAGUCAAACUACUGGAGUGCCAAAUGGCAAUCAUGGUCUCUUUCAUAGACAUCGCAUUGAAUCUUUAACCCUGGAAGCAGUUAAAAGACCCAAAACAGGCAGCAAUCGUUAUAAUAGUGGUCUGCCCUUAUUAAAAACAAUAGAGGGAAUUUCACGAAGUCUUAACAAUUUAUUGGAACGUUUUCAUCAAAGUUAUUUCUUUUAUAUAUUGGCACAAAAUGAUCGUUUUGUAUCGAUUGGUGAUUACAUGCCUUGUCUGGUAUUGUUGGUAGUGCCUUUGUUUAUCAAAUCAUUUCUCAUGUGGCUUAUAGCUGGUGGUCAGGUUAAGGAUGGUGAUAAAGAGGAUACAGAGGAGCAAGUUACUUAUAUUACAGAUAAAGAGCAUAAUGAAGUACAAUUAGUUCCUGCCGUUAUGUUUAUUAUUUAUGCCUGCGCUAUAGGUUAUAUGUGUCAACAAUUACUAGCCCUAGAAUUAGUGGUGAAUGCGCUCUCCUCUUAUGGUCUAACUACUUCCCAAAGUGUUACUGUUUCUAUGCUUUUAUGGGUAGUAUUGGCUAUUUGUUUGCCAUUUAUCUAUCGUUUGUCGGUGACUGCCAUGCAUUGGUUGCAUUUAGCAUCUUUAGUGGGUCUAGGUACCGUUUUGGUGGUAGUGGGUCUUCUUAACUUUGCUUUGGCUUUUCUAAUUGCCUUGGUUUGUGUACCAUUGGCUGUGGGUAUUAAACCCAAUAUGCAGAGGGGUUUUCGUAAAUCAUUUCUUACGUUUUAUUGUGUUCUAUUGAAUCCUAUAGUAUUUAUUUAUGGUUUAGUUUUCAUUUUAACCUUGUUCCAAUUUCCUGAAUUGAAAAUGAAGGAAAUUGCUUUGCGUGCUGUCAAAGCUAGUAUGGAUGCCAUAACAUUUUCUUUAACCGAUAAUUUGAUUUACAACAAUUGGUUGUGCACAAUUGUCACCUCAGUAUUAUUGCCUUUAUGGUGCUGCUUUUGGACUUUGGUUUUAAACAAAACUAAGAGUGAAUCUUUACUUAGCUCAACUAGCAAGAAAAUGGACUAAAUUAUUAAUUUUACAACAAGUCCUAAAACCAUUUUUUUUUAAUUAAAAUCUAAAAAGAAAUAAAACUAAACUACCAAAAAACUUUAAUAAAAAAUUCAAUACAACUUUUAUAUAUUUUUUAU
Messenger RNA from Lucilia cuprina (Australian sheep blowfly), 2202 nucleotides. It is a transcript of the gene GAA1, whose product is annotated as glycosylphosphatidylinositol anchor attachment 1 protein. The coding region runs from base 110 to 2080 and encodes 656 amino acids. The record is from RefSeq and is a predicted model, not a curated record. Gene Ontology annotation, cellular component: membrane; GPI-anchor transamidase complex. NCBI's taxonomy places the organism in Eukaryota, Metazoa, Arthropoda, Insecta, Diptera, Calliphoridae. The transcript has 5 exons. Gene Ontology annotation, biological process: attachment of GPI anchor to protein.